Durusdinium trenchii is the source of this 13113-nucleotide messenger RNA. NCBI's taxonomy places the organism in Eukaryota, Dinophyceae, Suessiales, Symbiodiniaceae. The record is from the annotation of a GenBank genome assembly.
GUUGGCCGCACGUAAAGGACUCGAGCCAAGUGAACAGCCUGAUUGCAUCUCAGCGUAGACAUCUGCUGUGCCAUGAACGAUCCUCGGAAAGAGUACAUUGUUCAAUGCAUCAUCAGUGUGCUGAACAUACCACGGAGUGAAUUCCGCAGCAACACCACGUCAAACACAGCGUUGGAGAAGUUCUUGGAUCAUCCAAAUGAAAAAUUGCUCCAGGCUGUGGAGAAUGACUCAAGCGACACGAAUAAAAGAACUGUGACUCUACAGUUGGGCUUUUCCAGUUAUGCAGAGGGCAUUCCAGAGAUGCACUUCAUCAAGACCUCCUACGAGCCAUUGACCGAGGAGAACAUCUCAAGACUGGUGCUCAUUUCGUCUUUGAGAAUGUCACCGGUGCGCAGUUUGUUCUACAACGUCCGCGAGGUCUUCAUGCCGUUGUUGGUGGAAAGUGGAAAGGAUUCUGAUCUGGAAGGUCGCCUCACAGAUUGCUUGACAGAGCUGGACGCAGGCCUCAAUGCAUCAUUGCGCCGUGGGCUCCGGAACAGAAAUGUUGGCGAUUUUGAAGAGACUGAUGUCUCAGGAAUUGUCACACCAAUCGAUGAGGUUCGCUUCUGGGAAGAGCUGAAGAACGCGACUGGAGUGAGUGAUUCUGCAGUUGAGCGUGCCACAAAAUUUUCCGAAGCUUUGUCUGUCAUUGGCUCAGACUUAGAUGAUAUGUCCAAGAAGACAUUUGCGCAAUUGCUCGAAUUCAUGGACAACGUGAUGGAAUCGUUGGAUGGGCUGUGGCAGAAUGAAGCUCAGCCGAAAUACCCGGCUGCUCGAAUGCUGCACUUUCUAAAGAUCCUUUCUGGCUCCUUUGGUCGGUGUGUGCAAUCCAGGCUCAACAGCUUGAACAUUUGGACAUCAUCAUUCUCGCAAGUCUCAAAGCAUAUUCGCGAAGGCUACAAGGUUUGUGAACGCUGGAAUGAAAUCACAGUCGACCUGACGGAGCAGUGGCGUUCAAGCGAGAAUGUUUGGGAAGGAGAAGCCUAUAAGGAUGACUUCGUGGCAAAUCUAGCUGUGCGCAUACAGGAAGUGAGUCAGUUGCGAGGCCAACAUGAUCAGAUUCUCAAACUGUUGAGUGCCGAAGAACUCAGAGAUAUGCAAAUCGAGAGUUGCUUUGAGCCAUUCAUAAAGCUCUCGGCCUUCAGCUACAAUGACUACACCGUGCCCGCAUGGAGAGCCGCUUUGUCUGAUUAUGAGGCACGCAUGGCUCCCAUUGAAGCUCGGGUCGCUGAGCGGCUGCGUGCCGAACUCUUCACCAACACAUCCAACCCCGCACAGACCGUCCGAGUCUUCCAAAGAUAUCAGGAUCUGUUGGAGCGAAAGAACAUCCGCCAGUCCUUGACCAACGAACGGGAGCGGCUCUUGACCGAGUUGGAUGAUUUUCUGGGUCGAGUUCAAUCUGAGCUUGAAACGUUUGAGGUGAGCAACUUGCCAGCUGGUCGCGGGUUGAGCCUUCCAGCACGAAAGAUGGUUUGGGUGGAGCACUUUCGAAGUAAGGCUGAUUUGGCUGCUCGGCCAUUGCAAGGCUUUCUCAAGGAUCUGCCCUCAGCAGGGAAGGUGGGGAAUACCUACCGAAAGGUGCGUGCCGAAUUGAAGGAGUACCGAAACAAAGCUUUCAAGGACUGGUGUGAGGAGGUAGAUUCGCAGCUUAGAGAUCCUGAUGAUCCCAUUGCGCUUGAAAUGAACAGUCGUGUCAUGGACUUUGACACUGCUCAACAAGGUGCGCUGAAGAUCACAUAUUCUGAGCGCCUCAUAGAGCUGGUGAAAGAUGCACGUCUUUUUGAGCAAUUGGGAUGUACGAUUCCGCCGAAGGUGAAGGCUGCGGUUCAAGAUGGCAUGAAAUUCUACCGCUUUGCAGUGCAGCUCAAGCAGGUUUGCAAUUUUUACAACACCUUAUCAGCAGAACUGCUUCCCUCUCAGAAAUUGAUGGUGUUGCAGCCUGCUCUUGCUUUCGAACAGCUCUUCAAUGACAAGAGUGGUAUGAGGAAAGUGCAAUGGAACAAGCUUGAUCAACUGGAAGCUUUCACUCGGCAUGUCAAAGAUGGUGCUGAACGCUUGCGCGAAGUGAAUCGAAAGCUACGGAAUGGUCACAGUCAGGUCUCGCAGGAGGUGGUGCAGCUUGCCAAUAUCAGCUUGCUACGACAGAGAGACCAAUGGAAGCAGAAGAUCUCACAGAUACAGAAGCACAUUGAUGCCACCAUUGGCGCUGUGCAGUGUCAAGUUGCAGAUGCCAAGCCAUGGAAAUCUCAUUGGGAUUACCAAAUCUUCAAGAUCAUGGAAGUUCAGUAUCGCUUUGGCUUGGAGAGUCUGAAUGAGAAUUUGCCUGAAAUGAAGGCUGAUUUGAUUGUGGCCCAAAAGCAGCUGAAAUUGAAGCCUCCUUUGGAAGAAUUGAAGGCGGCCUACUUCAAAGAGAUCAAGACCUUCAUCGCUUUGCCCUUGCAGUUCAAAGGUCUUGAUGGUGCACCCCAUGUCUACAAGGUCAUGCCGGACCGCAAUGCUGAGGGUAUUGCCGUGGUUUUCCAGAAGGCAGAUGAGCUCUUUGUCAAAGUGCAGCGGCUGCAGAACUCCUACGCUCCCUGGCUGGUUGUUGGUCUUCUCCCUGAGAGGGUCCAAGAGCUGGUCGAUGAGCUGACGGAUCCGAAGGAUUGGGAGAUGAACUUCAAAGCCAUUAAGGCCAAGCGCAAGGAGAUGGACAAGAUUCCGGAUACCGUAAAGAUUGACUGCUUCACCAUCAGCACGGUGAUUUUGAAGUCUGUCAUUGAAGAUCAGCUUGACCGGUUAAGUGAUGCUUUGAUCAUUUCUCUGAAACGCAAGGCUUCGGAUGAGGUGAAGGUAGUGAUGCAGUUCUUGGAAGAAGGCUUAGAGAAGCUCAAUGUGAGGCCCGACACUGUGCAAGAGCUUGGCAAAGCGCAAGAGGAUGCGAAGCAGCUCAUGGAGCAACAUCACGAGGUGAAGAAGCAGCUGGAUGCUGCAGAAGAGAAGAACAAGCUCUUGAAGUCCUAUGCUGCAGGUAUUGACAUGAAUGAGGUGCAGAACAAAUGGGAUGAUUUCCUUAUCCGCCUUGAAGCCUUCGAGCAGCUUGCCCAUGACCUGCGAGAGGAAUUGAAAGGCAAAAUGGACCAGCGCAUUGUUUCAAUGAACAGCGAGAUUGAAAAGUUUGCAUCACGCUGGCAAUCUCUGAAGCCAAAGACCACGGAAAACUUCUCCAUGGAUGAUGCGAAGAGAAAUGCCCAGCAGAUGCAGGAAUGGCAAGCAGAAUGGCAGGGUCUUAAGGAGCAAAUCGUCGUAUUGCAGGGAGAUUGUUCAGACUUUGGACUGCCGCCACCUGAACUUUCCAACAUUGCUGAAGUAGAGGAUGACCUCAACAAGCAGCAGGCCAGCUGGAGUCUCGUUGAGGAGUUCAACACUCAGUAUGAAGAACUCUUGUCACAAACUUGGCUGGAACUCCGACCACGGCUCUUCACGGUUCAAGAUUUGGCGCAUAAUUGGAUGGCCAAACUUCGAGAAGUUCCACGGGACACCGUGACUCACAUGCUUUCUCAAGAAGUCCAACGGUUGGAAGCAGCUCACCCUGCCUUGAAAGCGAUGACGGGCGAACCCUUUGAGAGAGAUCACUGGAAGAUACUUUUUGGAUUGCUGAAGAUGCCAGACCUGAGACUGGAAGAGUUGCGCUUCAAGGAUUUAGCUCAGAGGCUUGACGUCAUUGUUGAGAGAAUCGACGACUUGAAAGAACUGACUGCAAGGGCCAUUGGAGAAGUGACCAUCCGAGAUGCGGUCAUGGAAGUUUCAGCUUGGUUUGAACAAGCAGAGUUCAACUUUAUGGAUCAUCAAGUCAAGGGUGGUUUUGUGCCAUUGAUCAAAGAUUGGAAGGACCUGAUGUCAGAGGUCUCGGAAAAGCAGAGUCUCUGUGGCUCAUUGAAGGACUCUCGGUUUUUUGCUCCUUUCAAAGAUCAAGUGGACAAAUUUGAGGAAAAGCUGGCGCUUCUGGAUGAGCUUCUCCUUUGCAUGAACAAGGUUCAGCGGAAAUGGGUCUAUUUGGAGCCCAUCUUCGGAAGGGGCUCGCUUCCGCGGGAGAAGGAACGCUUUGACAAGGUGAAUACUCAAUAUCGCCAGAUCAUGAAAAAUGUUGGUUCACAGAAGAAAGUGAACUACUUGUGCACAGUUCGUGGGCUAAAGGAUCAAUUUGCCACCAUGUUGGACCAGCUCGAGCGUUGUCAAAAAGCUCUCAACAGCUUUCUGGAAGAAAAGCGAUCAGCGUUUCCACGCUUGUACUUCAUUGGGGAUGAAGACCUUUUGGAGAUCUUGGGACAGUCCAGCAAUCCUGAAGUCAUCCAAGCUCACCUGAAGAAGCUCUUUGCUGGUAUUGCCACUGUAGAUUUUGACCCCAACAUCACUCGUAUCGUAGCUAUGAACAGCUCGCUCAAAGAGAAUGUGCCGUUGGGAAAUCCAGUGGUUGUGAAGGAAGGUGAUGAACCUUUGCCGGUAGAAGAAUGGCUCUCAAACCUCUCAAAUGAGAUGUUUUCCACGCUGGCAGCACAGUUGCAGGGUUGCUAUGCUCAGUCAGAAAUGGAUAUGCAACAAUUCGAGAGGUAUCCAUCACAGCUAUUGUGCCUGAGUGCGAACAUUCACUUUACCUUCAAUGUGGAAAGGUACAUGAACAACGGGCAGCUUCAUCAACUGAAAGAUGACUUGAGAUCUCAGCUUCAAUCUAUGACUUCGCUGUCUUUGGAAGGGGCCCUUCCACAAGCGAAGCUGAAGUCCCUAAUCUUGGAUCUCAUUCACAAUAUCUCUGUUCUAGAUGAUUUGCUGGUCCAAAAGGUCACCAGGCUCUCGGAUUGGAGCUGGUUUCGGCAGCUUCGCUACUACUUGCGACAGGGCGUGGUGCCUGAGCAGAGGCCUUGUAGCGUUCGGAUGUUGGAAUGUGAGCAGUUCUAUUCCUUCGAAUACCAAGGCAAUGCUCCGAAGUUGGUGCACACACCUUUGACGGACAAGUGCUAUUUGACGCUGAUGCAUGGCUUGCACUUGGGCUAUGGUGGCAAUCCGUAUGGUCCAGCAGGAACUGGAAAGACUGAGUCAGUGAAAGCGCUGGGCUCCUGUUUGGGACGGCAAGUCCUGGUCUUCAAUUGUGAUGAAGGUAUUGACUUCCAAGCCAUGGGCCGCAUCUUUGUGGGUCUGGUACGUUGUGGAGCCUGGGGCUGUUUCGAUGAGUUCAACCGUCUCUUAGAAGAGCAAAUGAGCGCCAUCUCGCAGUCAGUGCAACUCAUCCAGGCCGCCAUCAAGAACAGUCAUAGCACCGUCCACUUGCUGAGCCGCGAUGUGCAGGUCAAUCACAAUGCCGGAAUCUUCAUUACGCUGAACCCUGCCACCAAGGGCUACGGAGGUCGUCAGAAGCUGCCCGACAACCUCAAGCAACUCUUCAGACCCGUGGCCAUGAGCGUCCCAGACAACGAGCUCAUCGCUGAGGUGAUGAUGUUUGCGGAAGGCUUUGUGAGCGCCAAGGUUUUGGCCCAGAAGAUCGUCUCUUUGUUCUUGCUCUCACGGCAACUCUUGUCCUCCCAACAACACUACGAUUGGGGUCUACGAGCUUUGAAGCCGAUUUUGACACUGGCUGGACGACUCUUGCAGGAAAUCAAGGCUCAGCAAAGCGGGCCGUUGCAAGAAGAUGAGGAAGCGGUGCUGUUGCUGAAGGCAGUUCGAAUGAACACUUUGUCAAAGCUGACGUUUGCCGACUCUAGGCGCUUUCAAGACUUGUGCAUGGAUUUGUUCCCUGGAAUCAACGUUAAGGACAUUGAGUACCAGGAGCUUGAAGCGGUCAUCCGAGAGACCAUGAGAGAAAUGCGCCUGGCUGAAAUUGACACACAGAUCUACAAGAUGCUCCAAUUUCAUGAAGCUUGCCAACAACGAAUGGGGGUUGGCAUCGUUGGCCCUUCAGGGUGUGGGAAAUCAACCAUUUGGAAGGUGCUGGAGACAGCAUAUAAGAAGCAAGGUAAGAGGUAUGUGGUUCAUGUGAUGAACCCCAAAUCCAUGCACAGGAUCCGACUCCUGGGACACAUGGAUCAUGACACGAGAGAAUGGUUUGAUGGAGUUCUGACUGCAAGUGCAAGGAAGGUCAUCAAGGAGCCAACUACAACCCACAAUUGGAUUGUUUGUGAUGGCGACAUCGAUCCUGAGUGGGUGGAAUCGUUGAACAGUGUUCUGGAUGAUAAUCGGUUGCUCACCAUGCCAAAUGGAGAGCGAAUCCAGUUUGGAACCAAUGUCAACUUUGUAUUUGAGACAGAUCACUUGCGCUUUGCAUCCCCAGCGACUAUCAGUCGAUUGACCAUCAUUUUCCUGUCCGAAGAAGAUGUUGAUGUCAAGCCACUGGUGACUUCGUGGAUUUUGAAGCAACCGGAGGAUCAGCAGGCACGCUUAGAGAGUUGGUUUGACGAGCUGUUCUACAGAGCUCUUGACUGGCUCUAUAGGGGUCCUCAUGAGCUUGCCAUAGAGACCACUCGGAUGGGAAUGGUGAGCAAUGUGCUCGGCCAUUUGAACAGCGAUGACGUCUCGGAGGAAGCCCCUCGCUUCACGAAACAGAAUUUCUUGCUGGCCAUUUGCCGCGGUUUGGGUGGGAACCUGUCGGAGGAGGAUCGUGCAACAUUAACUCGCGAAGCCUUUAAAUGGGCCAAUGAGAACAUCCCUGAUCCCAGUCAGCCACUCCACUGCCAGGUUGUUGAGUCUCUGAUUGUCGGCUAUCAAAGAGACUCAACUUCUGUAGACAUCUCUUUGGAAGAUGUCCAAAGAGCUGCAGUUCUUCCACCCUUGGUUCCGACAGCUACAGUUCUUCGCAACAUGGACCUGUUUGCAACCUGGUUAGCGCAAGAGCAGCCGUUUAUUGUAAGUGGACCAGAGGGUGCGGGCAAGAACUUGCUCAUUCGUCAUGCCAUCCAGAGAUUGCAGAACGAAUCUGACACUGCUCUCAAUGUGGCCGUCUUGAACUGCAACGCCCAAACAACAUCGAAGGAUGUUCUGCAAAAGCUUCGUCAAUUCUGCAGCAUCUCCACUGGCACCACUGGUCGCAUGUACCGUCCGAGAGAAGGACGGCGACUUGUCUUGUACCUCAAAGAUAUCAACUUGCCAACUCCAGAUAAGUACGACACCUCGGAAAUUAUCAUGUUCUUACAGCAGGCUGUCAUGCACAAAGGCUUUUACGAUGAUGACUUGGAGUUUGUGCAAUUGGAGCAUAUCCAAAUCGUGGCUUCCAUUGCUCCUGCAAGUACUCUUGGUCGGCAUCGUUUAGCAACUCGCUUCACAGCCAUUGUGAGGGUGUGCUCUAUCUCCUAUCCGUCAUCGGAGGAACUGAGUGAAGUGUACUCACACUUCUUACGUGCAACCAUGACAGCACCUCACUGGCAGAAUGUAGCAGAACGAGCUUAUGGUCUGUGUGACAAGGUUGCAGAGGCAAUGGUUGAUGUGUAUAGCAACAUGAAAGGCAAGUUCACAAUGGAUGACCACGAACACUACCUCUUCAAUCCCAGAGAUUUGACACAAUGGGUUUUGCAGCUCCUGCGAUAUGAAGUUGUCUCAGUGGAGAGCUUCAUUGAGGCUUGGGCAUACGAAGCCGCACGGAUUUUUAGAGACCGAUUGGUGGGAGAUGAAGCAAAAAGCCACUUUGACUCCAUCCUUCGGAAUGCAUUGAUUCAGUACCUGGGCACUGAUGUUGAAGUCGACAAAUUGAUCUUUACAUCAAUGUUGACCCUCAACGACGAAGGGGUUCCAAGUGGUGAUAUGAAGAAAGUCUCAGUGGAAGAUUAUGCAAAGAUGGUCCAAGAUGGGUUGAAAUCCUACCAGCGGGAGGUGAAAGAUCUUGAUAUCGAGCUUGUGCCAGAAGUUUUAGAACAGAUCAGCUGGAUGGAUCGUGCUUUGGCAGCACCUGUGGCCAAUGAUCUAUUGGUGGUUGGACGCUCAGGUUGUGGAAAGCGUUCUGCAAUCUCCCUCCUGGCUCACAUGCAUCGUUUGGCAGUUUUCAGUCCAGCUCCUGCUCGCCGUUAUGGGGCAAAGGAGUGGAAGCGCGACUUGAAGCAGGUGAUGCAGAUGACUGGCGUGGAGAAGCAACAUACCAUCCUCUUCUUGGAGGAUCACCACUUGAUCAAAUCCGAGUUCUUGGAAUCCAUCAACUCCUUGCUGAGUGCGGGUGAUGUGCCUGGCAUUUGGACACCAGAAGAGUUAGAGCCUUUGCUUGCACCCCUGAAGGAAGAGUGGGCUGCUUCACAAGGGAGAGCAGGUGGAGCCCGCACGCCAUUCGAGUACUUUUGCAACCAAGUGCAGCAGCGAUUGCAUGUGGUCUUAUCAAUGGACCCGAAUCAUCCCCACUUCCUUCCGUAUUGUGCUGCUAAUCCAGCCCUCUUCUCAUGCACUACAGUCUUGUGGCUUGAUGAAUGGUGUGAGCAGAGCAAAUCGAUUAUAGCACAGCGCAUCAUGGGAGAAGAUGUGCUCGAUAGCAAGAGAACCAAUCUUGGACCCCUGCUGCAGUACAUCCAUGCUUCGCAAGCAAUGAGAGGUGCAUGUCCCAGACAUUUCAUCACGCUGCUCCAAACGUGCCAUGCAAUGUAUGCAGCGAAGAUUUCCACUGCCUCAGGCCAGUCCUCCCACUUGCAGAAGGGUCUACUGAAGCUACAGGAGGUCAGCCAAACUGUUGAACAACUCCAAGAAGAUGCUGUUGCAAAGCAGCAAAUCUUAGGUGAAAAGCAGCAGUUGGCUGAUGAGGCAUUGAAGCGAAUCACAGUCGCGAUGCAGCAGUCAGCCGACCGUCGACAAGAAGUCGAACGCUUGGAAACUUUGACCAAGGAGGAACAGGAGAAGACGGCAGAAGAGAAGGCAAUCAUUGAGAAGGAGCUCUCUGAGAUUCAACCGAUUCUAGAUGCGGCCAAGAAAGCAGUUGGAAGCAUCAAGCCGGAGCACCUCAACGAGAUCCGAGCACUAAAAAUGCCCCCAGAUCCCAUCCAUGAUGUGCUCAAUGGUGUUUUACGCAUCAUGGGCAACUACGACAACUCUUGGGCCUCAAUGAAGAAGUUCUUGGCGGGCACAGGAGCCAUCCAGCGAAUCAUCAACUUUGAUCCACGACAGAUUGACAAUCAAACGCGCCAUGACGUGGAGAAGCUACUGCGAGAGAAAGCCAAUUCCUUCGAACAUGCCACAAUCUACAGAGUGUCCGUGGCGGCUGCACCUUUGGCAAAGUGGGUCGUGGCCAGUGUGAAAUACAGUACUGUGCUGGUGAAGGUUGCGCCCAUGGAGGAAAAGUUGAAUCAUGCACUUGAGUCCUUCAGACAAGGCCAAGAAAAACUGGCACAGCACAAGAACGAGCUGGUCAAGAUCGACGAGGACAUCGCACAGCUGCAAGAGGACUUUAGUCAGCGCAAAGGUGAAGCUGCAGUUCUGAAAGUGGACUUGGAGCGUGCAGAACAGACCUUGAACAAGGCCAAUGGCUUAAUGUCAAAGAUGUCUGGAGAGAAGGAUCGCUGGGAAUAUCAGGUCUCUGAGAUCCAAAGAGAUGCAGCCUUGCUUUCCACUCACACCUGUCUUUCAGCUGCAUACUGUACUUACCUGGGACACUUCUCCGAGGACAUCCGCCAGCAGGCCUAUACGUCGUGGACAGAGUCACGCGGAAUCACAACGUUUGACUUCCUACGAAUCAUGUCUUCGGAAAGUGAGCUCCUCACGUGGAAGGCACAAGGUUUGUCGGCCGAUCGCUUGUCCCAGGAGAAUGCUGUGAUGAUCAAUUCAGGCAUCCUUGUGCCAUUCAUUGUGGAUCCCAACAGUCAAGCAUUGGAAUGGCUCAAGCAGACGAACUCAUCUGCUGAGGUAGUCCUUCAGCAAGACCCGAAGCUGGUGUCUCAGUUGGAGCUGUCUGUGCGAUUUGGCAAAGUCUUGAUCAUCCAAGAAGUGGACGGCAUAGACAACUAUUUGGUCCCACUCUUGAGGAAAGAUAUGGUCCGCCAAGGUCCCCGAAAGGGUGUCCAGAUCAGUGACAAGAUGUGCGACUUUGAUGAUAACUUCAGACUCUUCCUCUGCACUCGAAACUCCAGCGCUAUUGAGAUACUCCCUCCAAAUACUGCUUGUCUUGUUACCAGAGUGAACUUCACGGUCACAAGGGCUGGACUUGAAGGACAGCUCUUAGGAGUAACUUUGCAGUAUGAGAAGCCGGAGUUGGAGCAUCGCAAGUCCGAACUGUUGCAGAAGGAAGAAGAGUUUAAGGUUGACUUGUCGAAGCUGGAGAAACAGCUCUUGGAACAAUUGGCGGACUCCAGUGGCAACAUCCUCGAGAACGAGCCACUCAUUCAAUCUUUGGAAAAGGCGAAAGCUGCUGCGACCACCAUUACUCAAUCUCUGGAGGAAUCAACAAGGCUUCAGAUGGUUUUGGAUGAGGAGCGUGAAGUCUAUCGCCCACUAGCCACCUUGGGCUCUCGCAUCUUCAUUCUGGUGAAGGAGCUCAGUGCAAUUGACCACAUGUACCGCUUCUCCUUGGAGGCGUUCAUGACGCUCUUCAACAAAGUGCUCAACUUGCAACUUGGGACAGAAGGCACACAAGAUAAACUGCGCCAGCUUGGAAACCAGUUGAAGAUCAUGGUGCUGUUCUACAUCUCACGGUCGCUGUUCAAAUCGGACAGAUUGACCUUUGGCAUUCAUAUGGUCCGAGGCAUUAUGCCCGAAAGGUUUGAAGCCAAUGAGUGGGAGCUCUUCCAAGGGGUGUACAUUCCUCCCAGCCAACCUUCAACUCCGCCACCCGGCUGGUGUCCUCCUGAUCGACAAGCCUCUCUUCAACUUUUGCGUGCAACCUUCCCGCGAGUCGAUGAACUCUGGCAGCUGAACAAAGAUUCCUUGUGGUCUUCGUGGGUCGCCUCAGACAAAUGUGAGGAGUCCUUCGACGGUUCCGUUUACUCCCGAAUGUCCGCCUUCCAACGUGUCCUGUUGAUCCAGGCAGUGAGGCCAGAUCGCUUGGAGUCUGCUCUGACUCAAUUUGCCUGUGAGUCCUUGGGAGUACAAUCAUUGUCACCUCCACCAUUGAGUUUGGGCCGCUUGUUCAAGGAGGAGACCAGCAACAAGUUACCUAUUCUCUUUGUAACUACUCCUGGCGCUGAUCCUUCUGCUGAGCUGGAUGACUUUGCCAAGAUGUAUCAAGCAGAAAGUGCACCUCACAUGAACUUCCAUCAACUUGCUAUGGGAGGUGGUCAGAAUGAUGAUGCCAUUCGGCUCUUGCGUGAAGCAGCCAGAUCCGGAGAUUGGAUUUGCUUGAAGAACCUCCACCUUGUCAUCAGUUGGGUUCCUUUGUUGGAAAAGGAGCUCAAGGGCUUGCAACCUCAUGAAAACUUCCGAUGUUGGCUUACCACAGAAGCGCAUGCCAAGUUCCCAACCAUUUUGCUGGAGACUUCAUUGAAGGUUACAUAUGAGGCGCCUCCAGGAGUGAAGAAGAAUAUUUUGCGAACUUUGGAGUCUUGGAACCAGAAUUGGUUUGGACAGGGCAAUGACCUGCGCUCCAGAGUCAUUUUCCUUUGUGCACAUUUCCAUGCAAUCAUGCAAGAACGUCGCACUUACAUUCCACAAGGUUGGACCAAGUUCUAUGAGUUCUCUCAGAGUGACCUCCAAAGUGCUUGUGAGACGGUCUCUUUACUUGUGAAAGCAGGCGAGUCGGUGAGACAAGCAAGUCCCGGCUCUCCAGGAAUCGACUGGGUCACACUGAUCGGAGUCUUGGAGCAGGCGGUGUAUGGAAGCCGUGUAGACAAUGAGUAUGAUUCUCGUUUGGUCCGUGAAUACUUGUCCAUGUUCUUCAAGUCUGAGACGUUGGAGGGUGGCAGGAGGAAGUCCGUGGACAUCCCCGCCUUCGACCUUCCUGAGUCCACCAACAUGGCAGACUUCCGGGCACGUGUGGAUCAGCUGCCAGACCUGGACAACCCCGCCUCCUUCGGCAUGGCGCCCAAUGCCGAUCGUUCGCUUCAGCGCAUCAACUCUGCGAAGGCCAUCGCCUCGCUCCGGCAGUUGGCGACAGGAGAAACCGGUGGAGCUUCAGCCACGGUGGAUAUGAAGCUGUGGAAAAGUCAGUUGGCACCCCUCUUCACCAUUUGGGAGAAUGUGAACAAAGGUCACCUCAGUAAGCUGAAAGGCAUUGAGGUCCGAGCAGUUCAACCCGAUGAUCCUCCCACGGUGGCCUUCGUUCUCAUGGACGCAGCCGAAGCUUCGCGCUUGGGAGAUCUGGUCAGCAACGCCUUAUCGACGCUGCAGAGGGUGGUGAACGGCACAGCCCUGAGCACUCCGGACCUACAGGUGCAGGCGAAAGCUUUGAUUCGGGGUGAGGUGCCCGAAACAUGGUCCUCCAGUUGGCCAUCGGCACCAGAAGAUCCUUCACUCUAUUUGCAGGGCCUGGCCAAGCGCAUUGUGGCCUUGAAAGGAGACUGGAUCAGGAGGGUCCAGUCUAGAGAUGUGACAGGACAACCGGUUUCACUCAGUGAUUUCCUGAGGCCAGAUGUUUUCCUCAAUGCCUUGAGGCAGGAAACUGCCAGAAGACUUGCCGUCUCCAUCGACAACUUGCAUUUGGUGUCCACCUAUGAACCACACCUUUUCAGAGAUGAUACCGCACCAUUGCCAAUAACAGUUCAAGAGUUGAUACUUGAAGGCUGUGCUUUCGACGAGUUUAAAAGGAUUCUCAUUGAGGGGCAGCGAACCUCUUCUCUAAUAUCGGUUUUGCCACCAUUUACAAUUGCCUGGAUGUCCAAAGUUGCACACCCAGAACGAACAUCAUCGUCAGCGCGUGCGGCUGGCACAAUUUCUUUGCCUGUCUAUGCCUCGUUGACAAGAGAACGUUUGAUUGCUGAGGUCGAGCUGAGUACAGACAGCACACGACAGCGGAAGCUCAAUGCUGCGGCCUUGUUUUUGACAGAAAAUGAGUGAGGCUAACGCAAGUGGACGAAUUCAGAGAUCUUUCAAUUCUGCACUGCUCUAGCUGGUUUCUGACCUGUGAAAUGAGUCGGGUCCUUGCUCGAUGCCUGCACGUAGUGCUUCAGGCUAUGAGCGUCAUUUGAUCUGAAUUCGUCGCAACGCCGCAAA